AAUUUACUAGUAAGUUAUUCUGAGUGAAAAUUGUUCUAAAGUAAUCCUACACCGAUUUUUUUUUCUUCAGUGUAUACGCAUUUUAUUAUACGUCAACACUGAGUUUAACACAAUAUGCUGAUCACUGCUUUAAACCUGUUUAUACAUAAACACGACUCUGAUCCAGAAUUUGAAAUCUCUAAAACUAUACUCAGACAAACCACUAGAGGGUAUCAUUUGAUAUUAUCCAACCGAUGAUCUCGGUUCUCCUCAGAGCUAACAACCUGCUGUGCUGACUAGCAUCACACCUCUAAGGUAAAUCCUCUAAUUAUUCUAUGAAUUGUCUUCCCUCAGACUUCUCAGACUUAUUUCACUAUGCAAAUACUAAAUAAAUUCAGUAAGAUGCGAUUUAAGAUCAUUUAAAAAAGAAUCUUGAAUUAUAGAUGUAGCCUACAUCUUGCUGAUAAAAGUGUAUUCUGCUGAAUGGCUCAUCUGAGUGACGGUACAAUGCUUCACCAAUUCUUUGUUCAUGCAGCUUUUCAGACCAGCAGGGGGCUUCCAAGACAUCAAACGUUAAAAUGUCAGAUUGUUCUUUUCAUCUUUGUGGUGAUUUUCCUGGCACCACAGUUUUAUGUUUUGUCAAGGCCAAAAACGUCUCGUUAUUGUGAAAAGCCACUCUUAAACAAUCUCAUAGCCUUCAUUGUGUUUUCCUUCUUAGCAACAGGUUUGGCUGUAGCGCUUACACUCACGGACCCAGUUCCCAAGAGUAUCAGGGUAGCUUUUCACUCAUUUGGGCUUUUCACAUUUAUCCAGGGACUCUGUACAGUCAUUCUUACCCUGUCGGCACCUCAGUGUGCAAAAACCACCACAGAAUUAUACAUAUUUUCUUUGGUAGUCUCUUGGGCUUGCAUACUUUCAACAGCUUUCUUUCUGGUUAGAGGAGGUCUUUGCCUGAUCCACAUACUGUUUCCUCAUUGGUUAAGAGAUACGUGCCUCUGGGGUUGAAAAUAAGCCAUGGCUGCAGUAUGGCCUUCUACUGACACUCAAUACAGCUGGCCUGACAGUUUUUUGUCAAGGGCCUGAGCACUGUAAAGGUCGUGACCAAAGGGCUUCUCCAGUACCACCCUGAGCCAUGCGUCAGAUGGGGGAUGGCAGGUGUUGUUAAUCUUCUCUGCAAUGUCUGCAUACG
Carassius carassius (crucian carp) is the source of this 1168-nucleotide messenger RNA. RefSeq lists its product as uncharacterized. The record is from RefSeq and is a predicted model, not a curated record. The transcript has 7 exons. NCBI's taxonomy places the organism in Eukaryota, Metazoa, Chordata, Actinopteri, Cypriniformes, Cyprinidae. The coding region runs from base 463 to 984 and encodes 173 amino acids.